UCAAAAUGAAGCAUGGAAUGAAGUUGAAGUAUGGAACAGACCGCAAAAGCACACCUUGCAGAAAUUGACAGAGACACAAGCUUGGGCUGUAACUUCGACAACUAUCUUAAAAAUUAUUACUGAAAGUCCUUGAAAUGAAUCAUACAAGAGUAAUUUUUUCACAAUCAU
Molecule: messenger RNA, 168 nt
Organism: Nezara viridula (southern green stink bug)
Lineage: Eukaryota; Metazoa; Arthropoda; Insecta; Hemiptera; Pentatomidae
Source: the annotation of a GenBank genome assembly